This is a messenger RNA of Bubalus bubalis (water buffalo), 5303 nucleotides long. RefSeq names its product ubiquitin-conjugating enzyme E2 D4. The record is from RefSeq and is a predicted model, not a curated record. Gene Ontology annotation, cellular component: nucleus. NCBI's taxonomy places the organism in Eukaryota, Metazoa, Chordata, Mammalia, Artiodactyla, Bovidae. The coding region runs from base 243 to 707 and encodes 154 amino acids. Gene Ontology annotation, biological process: ubiquitin-dependent protein catabolic process; protein polyubiquitination. The transcript has 9 exons. Gene Ontology annotation, molecular function: ubiquitin conjugating enzyme activity.
UCCAAGGGACUCUCAAGAGUCUUCUUUAGCACCACGAUUCAAAAGCAUCAAGGGGAUGCUAAGGGACUUUGAAACAGGUGAAUGAUAUGCUCAAAUCUGUGUUGUGAAAAGAGGCUUCUGGCUCUGCUGUAGCCUGGAGUGGCCAGAGGGGGAACUGAGGGCACCGUGAACGUCCGGCAAAGCUGUCGUCCAAGUGACCGACCGUGGAGCAGUUGCCAAGACGGGACCUGUGCUUGGAUGACAUGCAAAGGAUACAAUCGACAGAACUUGAAAGAGAAUUAACUGACUUGCAGAGGGACCCCCCUGCCCAGUGCUCCGCAGGACCUGUGGGAGAUGAUUUGUUCCACUGGCAAGCCACCAUCAUGGGCCCGAAUGACAGUCCUUACCAAGGAGGCGUUUUCUUCCUGACCAUCCACUUCCCUACUGAUUAUCCUUUCAAGCCCCCAAAGGUUGUUUUCACAACCAAAAUUUAUCAUCCCAACAUCAACAGCAACGGCAGCAUCUGCCUUGACAUCCUGCGGUCCCAGUGGUCUCCAGCACUGACUGUGUCAAAAGUUCUCUUAUCCAUCUGUUCUCUGCUCUGCGACCCCAACCCUGAUGACCCUCUCGUGCCAGAAAUAGCCCAUACCUACAAGGCUGAUAGAGAGAAGUAUGUGUCCUCUUUGGAUUGCCUUUGGGCCCCAGCUGCUCCAGGUACAACAGACUAGCAAGAGAAUGGACACAGAAAUAUGCUAUGCAGAACAGAAGAUUCGGAAACUUUUAACAGGUAGCCCAUCGGGUAACUGGCCUCCUCUCUUAAGUUUCUGAUGUAACACAUUUCAAGAGCUGCCUUUAGAGUUCAGAGGUUUGAGAUUAGGUUAGUGAGGAGAAGGGUAGUAAAGGGAUUAUUCUAAUUGAACCUCCAAAGAGAGGAGGAAAAUUGAGGGACUUCACAUCUCUAAAUAUCCAAUUUGGCCUAGUCUUUUCUAAGUGGUUUUCAAAGCUAGUCCACUCCCAGAACAGCCCUAUGAGAAUAAUGUUUGGGUAAGUAGGACCAGGAAGUGGAGAAACACUAAAAUUCUUCAACCAGAUGGCCAGGUCUGUGGAGUUUGGAAGGAGGCCUGCAGACGUUGCACCUGGGGAUCAGCCCCAGGUGACCAUGUGAGCCUGACCUGCUCCAGAAACUCUGAAGUUGUAGCACAGCUUCCCUGGGACUAGUCACCACCACUUCCUUAGCAAAGCAGGCAGCAGUCUGAGCCUGGUCUGCAUUUACUUUACGGGGGUCCGCAUUUAGGAUCCUCAGUUACAGGGCUGCUUUCUGUGUUCCAUGGGACCCAUUCGCUGAUUUGUACCAUGGUGAGGAUUUGCCCUGUUAAUUUUUUCUCUCUUUGCUACCCCUUUGGUCUUUACUUAAACAAAAUGAUAAACUUCAGGUGUCCCCUGGGAACACUGCCACCACACAACUCUGCCAUUUCAGACAGUGGCCAUAAUACUCCUUGAACCAAAUAUAACAAAGUAUGGGAAGGUGGGACAGAUUCAAAUUUCAGAGACAAGUCAGAAGAAUAUCCAGGGCCAAGUUGGUGUUGAGUUGGAGGGUGCCAUUUUCAGCCUUUCAAGCAUAAUAGCUUUGACUCCCCAGAAGCUCAUGAAUUUUCUCUGUCUAGUUAAAAUUUUCCCAAGCCUGCUGUCUCUGUUGGAGAUAAUGCAGUAGAAAAAGUAAAAUUAUCCUUUGGGAUCCCCACUAUGAAUUACCAUUCACCCUUUGCUUGAUUUGCACUCUGUACUUGGACAGCCCUUUACUUGUGCCAGGCCAAGUGAUAGACAGGCCAGCACAGUGAUGUUCUUGCAGGCCUGUCCCCGGCAAGUUCCUUGGACUCCGUAUCCCUGAGAAACUUGCUUUUAAAGCCUUCCAGGGCUCAGGUCAGCCUGAAGGACAGGCAUCUUAAGUUGAAACCCUUAUUUUAAAAUGCAUUGUGUGCAGGCAGCUCCCAGGUAUCACACAGGUAUAGAUAUCAUGUUUCCAAGGCGAGUCCCAGGUCAGUAACUUAACAGCAGAUCUAAAAAUCUAACUGUGCAGUGAUACUUUGUUUUCUCCAUGGACCAGAGAUAGCAGGGAAUUGCAUGAUCUUAAGCAAUUAAUCCAACAUGAACAAAUGACUUAACUGUGGCCAGUAGUGUCUCAGUUUGCUGGAUGGAGCUGUGAUCUUGAUCCUUUGGCAGACUACAGGAAGACCCAGGAGUUCCAAGAAUAUGGCAAAGGGUCAAAAUCUCCCGACAAGGGAUUAGAACACCAGAACUCCCAUGUCCAAUGGGCCUGGCAGCUCACAGCUGACCCAUGUGUCAGCACCAUGGGAUCCCACACCACCUGACCACAGAGGCUCAAGGAUGGGCAGGUUUCUGUCCUCAAAUUCAGGACAAAGUAUCCUAAAGUGAUAAAGAGGUGCUUGUGAGACUGAUCAACAGAGCUUCUGGCCAGAAGGCCUGUUCUAAUAGAGGCAGAGAAAGCCUUGGGAGCAGCACGGGCCACUUGUCCCUCUUGCCCUCGCCUGCCCCCUCUUCUGUGCCUCUGUUCCUCCAGCUCUUCUCACUGUGACACAUGCUUCCUCCCUGGCAGCACUGGUUGAGUGAGGAUUAGAUCUAGCCAUGAAAGCUAGUCUGAGAAACAGGAUGGCUUACCAGUGUUAUCAACCUGAGUCCUUGGACUCUUUAAUCAAUAGAAAUUGAUAAGAGAUCAGACAAGAAAUUUAGGCAAGGCUUUACUGGAACUCACACUGCAGCAGUGGGGAGUAAGAACAAGUGAACCGGUGCCCUUGCUUGACCCCUGCAGGUGGCAGGGCGAGCUGGUCCCUUAAAUGAGGUGAGGGUGGGGUGGACCAGUGGGUCAGGUUGGAAGGGUGGCUCGGGUGGUCUGCCAGCCCACAUGGUGGUGCUAUGUGCUCCCCGUACCUCAGAAAUGACAGUUGGGUUUUGGUCUUUUUGUAUUAGUCAGAAUUGACCCCAACUGUGCAUUCAUCAAGUUAUUUUUAGUCCCUUAUAGUUUCUUUGUGUUCUGUUGCUCAAAGAGCUGUUUGUCCAGGUGCGAGCACUCCAGUAAAGGGACCCAGGCCCCAACCUAUCUCACCAGCACCCUCACAACAGCAGCCUGGUGCCAUGCAGGCAGGCACGCACACUGGCUCCCUCAGGCCUGGUGAUCUUCCCAGCCAGUCUUCUGGCUGCAUCAUGACCACCAUUGGGGUUUCUCCUCUGUUGGCAGAGGGAUUUUAUUAAAAACAAAACUAAAAAGCUACAGAAAAUCUGCACAACCUCUCUCAAACCAAAUAGUGGUUUCUUGAUUUUCCUAAAAAAAUGUCACGUUUCCAUAUUACCCCAUCUCCACUGCACUUCUCCCAGGCUCCUACACCUUACCUUCAGAUAGGCCCACUUGAGCUGUCCAGCUCCCUGCAACAGAGCUUACCUCUGGGUGCACAGGCUUGACUGGGCUCCACUUUAGGAGGUAAUGACAGAAUUGCCCUCUCAGAGCCUGCCUCUCACCCAUGCUGCCCACCCCACCACCACCAACCACCACAGUAGCUCAAGGGGCUAGUCACGGGGAAUGUCCAUCACCACUGGCUGGUCAUUACUUUCUAUUGACUUUAGGUGGCUUUAUCCAGGCAAUGAAUGAGCACUUGCCAAGUGCAAGGUGUGAAGAGGAGGGGAAAGGAAAAGAAUUAUACAAAGAAAAUGUGGUUGCUUUCUGGGAGUUCACUGGAACUACACAGGCCUCAGGACGGAGCUAAAACUAGGGUAGGACCUGAUGGAUGGAUAGGAAGGAGGGUCCUACAGGCAAAGGACUGUGUUCCCCAACAAGCACAGCACAUUCUGGGACCUCACUCAGCAACCUGGCAACACUCCCGCACACGGCCCUUCUGAAAUUGGGGCCCUGUUACCUUCUCGGUGGCACAGGGCUCACCUUUCUGGAGAAUCAUUGAAGGCAGAGGAGUGCAGGAUGAACAGCAAUUUUCAUAUUAAGUGGAUGGCAUAGUUCAUAUAAGCUGGUGUGUAAAACCAUUUUGCACCAUAGACUCCCAGGGAAACAAGCACAUCACUGGGCCAGGGGCUUUGUAGGGGCAAGGACAUGGGCACAGAGCUACAUCUGUUCCUCCAUCCACAUGAAGAAAGGAACGAAAUGACAUUAGGCCUGGGCCCAGCCUCAUCUCAAAGCUUGUUCCCAGGAGCAAUAAUGACCUGGCCAGGGCACUAGAAGGCCAGGCAUGCUCAAUGGACAAAAUGAUCUACCAGCUCCAGAAAUAAGGAUGUAGAUGGAGGCAUGGGCUGUAAAGUUGGGGGUGGCAGAGGCAAGGGGUGAAAGGCUAACUACCCAUCUGAGGGAACUUGGCUAGUUCUUCCUUCUUUGUCAAAUAUCCAGCAGUAGGAAUAACCUGGUGGUCCAGGGGUUAGCAGUCUGUGCUUCCACUGUAAGGGUCACAGGUUCAAUCCCUAGUCAGGAAACUAUGAUCCCACAUGCCAUGUGACCAGAAGCAAGCUCAGGACACCAUCCUGGAACAGGAAGAACUAACAAUAACCUGUCAACAUCUUUGGGUUUAAAAUGUUGGCAGAGUUGUAGUUAAACUGCAAAAUCCCCAUCACCUAUACCUUCUGUUCCCUUUGAACCUAAAAUUUCUGCUGACUCCUUGCUGUGGGCCCAUCUGUCUACACCAGGGAGCUUGGCUGAUGCACAUGUCUCCAGGUCUUUGAGGUCAAGGCUUCGGUAAGACUUGAGAAGCUAGAAGCCCUCACAGCAAGAGCUAUGUGAGCAGCAAGUAUGCCCUCUCUGUAAAGGGUUAGGAUGGCAGGAAAGAGCACUGCUUCUCCUGAAGGAGGUGUUUUUUCCCUUUCUGUGAGACACCACAUACUGACUUGUGGCAGACCCUGAUAGCCAAGCCUUAAAUGACACACAGACCACAUUGGCCAUUCCCUACCUGCAGGCCUGAGUCACAGAUCAAGCUCAGGAUUGCAGCCUUUCCACCUUUCUACCCUUGACUGCUUACCCUCUGUUUAAAUCAUAACAGGGAUUCAACUAGGAAGGUUUGGGGUUUUUUGUUUUGGUUUUAAUCUUCUCAAGAUGUGAAGUAUUUGCUUACUGGAUUCCACUUACCAUGCAGCAUAAAUAAGUUUUCUUAUUAGGGCAGGAAAACCAAUGAUUUCAUUUCUCCCUUUCUGUAGUAAUGUGGCCAUGUGUGGCUGGAGCAUAGAAAUGUAAUCCUGGUGGUUUUUAAGAAAAUUAUUUUCUUGCUAAUUGACACUUCUGUGGAUGAAGACUUUGAAUAAAAACCUAUUGUUUUCUA